AGUCGAAAUAUGAACCCAUGGUGCUACUAGUCGGAACGUUUGCAAGAAAAGGAUGGAAGUUAUUUAACAAAAGAAAGGUUGCCUCCAAAGAAAAAGUCCUGAAGGAACUCAUCGAAUCGAGACCUUAUAGCAAGCAAGUCAUGUGGCCAAUUCGAUUGUUUGACAACCGUUAUGCACGAGCAAAUGAGGUGAAUGGCCUCCAGCAUCAUAUAGAUGUAAUCAUCUCUACAUCGGACUACAUGAAAGUCAGCUUUCCAAUAAUGUGGAAUACAUUCCUUUGCGAAUUAGAAGGUAGCGACCGAAAUACAAUGACUGUGGAAGAGGCGCGCUCAAGAAUGAAAUCAUGGCAAAUCGAGAAUAAAGAAGAGCAGGGUAGAAUUCUUCAGUUCUUUCAUGAUACAGGCCAUAUCAUAUAUCACCAAGGAUGUAAGCUCAUCGUACUCAGGCCACAGUAUCUGAAUGCCAUCAUCGGUGACAUCAUAACAGUGAUCGACGACGAACUAAUGCAAACUGGCCUGGGCAAACAUUACAAGGAACUGAAGAACAAUGGAAUACUUAACAUUGCCAUCGUCAACGCUGUAUUGGCGAAAAUUAAAGGAGAGCAUGCGCAACUCGAUGGCAUUAUUGAUAUGAUGAAGAAGUUUGAUCUUAUCUGCGAGAUUCCAGGUCGAGAGAACGUGGAGAGAAGUUUUUUUGUUCCAUGCCGAUCUUCCCCUAUACUUGAUGAGAUACAACAAUUUACGAGAGAAGAUGAGAUCGAAUUUGUCAUCGACUUCAAUCACUUCUUACCAGAUGGCAUUUUGCACCGAUUGUACGUUCGAAUGGCAAAGUGGUCAAUGGAGAGAGAACCGUCCCUCAUUCCAACUUUUCACUGCAGGCAAAUGGUGUUCUAUAUAGAUAGUGAUCAUAGAAUGGAGAUGACCAACGAUAUUCAUAAUGAAGAGCCUAAUCAGAUCAAGGUCACAAUAUAUACAAUAGUGCCUGACAAUGAAGAAGGCGCACGCCCCAAAGCAAUGGUCAGCCUGAAUGAGGAUGUUAUUAACCAUCUACAUGAAUCGUUGAAAAGCCUCCAAAGGCUCUGGGCAAGAGGAAUUGAAUAUUCUAUCGGGAUCCCCUGCACACGGUGUACCAAAUUCGGCAAGAAGGGGUUCAUUCACAUGAGACGUAUCCUGGAAGAAAAGAAGGAAAAGGGAACUUGCAUUAAUCUCUGUGCAGAAAAUGUGGGUCGUAUCGUGAAGGCAUUCAACAAGCAUUCAGAAGCUAACUUGAGAUCCACAGAAGACAAGUUUGAUAGCAUCUUGAUCACGGUCGCCAGCAGAGUCCCGCAAAACUCGCAGAUAGACAAGUUAGGAUUAAAUCUUCGGUUUGCUCCUGAAGACAUACAGAAAUACAUAGCUACUAACCACAAAACACAACAUGUAACAUAUGAUGGAACUCUUCUCAUGCUCCGGGAUUGGCUUCGUAAGCAAAAACCUGGUACAGAAAGAGAAGAAUUGAAGAUUGCUUUAGAGAGGUCAGAUGAAAUCCGUCUUGCUGAUGAACUCUUUCCUUUAACGACAUAACCGACAAGACGCUGGACGAUUCGGCAACAGAAUUCACGAGCAAAAUCUUCGAGGAUUUUGUUCAAACUUGACUGUGGGUAUAAAGCGGCGACAAAAAACUGGAUACGCGCAAGAAUUUAGCCAGGAAGCAUUCUGUAAAUGAGAUCCAUUGAAAGGCCGUGAAUUCUUAAAGGAGAAUGAAACCCUUGAAACCAGCUGAAUCCAUAUCAAAGAGAAAAAUCAAAGAAACAUAUUGUUGAAAGUUUGAGGAAGAUUGAAUGAAUAAUAAGAAAGUUAUGAGCAUUUAAAUAUUGAGAUCACUAGUGCCAUGUAGAUCCUCCCAUCGGCAAUGCGACCAAGAUCUGUGAUAUCACACACGUACAACUCCCUCAUUACUCUAGUACUUAUUUCACUUUAUAUUCUCACUUUUAUAGAGUCUAUCACAUGGUGAGGUGUUCUCUUUAUGAGAUGACAAGUACAGAGGUUUCACAACAUUAUACCAUUGAUGAAUCGUUUGUCAUAUGAUUAGAAUAAGCAAAAAGAGAUGUUUUGGGGUAUAUUUU
Messenger RNA from Lytechinus pictus (painted urchin), 2104 nucleotides. RefSeq lists its product as uncharacterized. The coding region runs from base 18 to 1562 and encodes 514 amino acids. Lineage: Eukaryota; Metazoa; Echinodermata; Echinoidea; Temnopleuroida; Toxopneustidae. The record is from RefSeq and is a predicted model, not a curated record. The transcript has 11 exons.